AUGGCCUUUAAAAAUUUUGCAAUUAUCUUCUGCAUUUUCGCUGUUGUGUUUGCUUAGUCACCAUACAACUACACUUAUCUCUAAUAAAUUCUUGAAAAUGAAUAAUGCAAUACUUUGAAAACUAAAUUUAGUGAGGAAUGCAAGAAAACUUCUCCUAACCAAAUUUAUCCUUGUUUACUAAAACUUAUGAGUGAAAAUCAUUGUGAUAAAAUUGCAGAGUAUGAAUAAGUACUUGAUUCUGAUAAAUAUUGCGAUUCAGUUAAAAUUGAUGGAGAAAAAGAAUGCUAAGGUAGUGAAGAUAGCUAAUGUUUAGUUAAUUACAUGAGUGUCAAUGACUGUGUAAGUCUAAUUAUUUAUAAAGAAUAUGUAUUUGACAAUGAUGAAUAUUGCAAUUCUAUUAAGUUAAGCUUAUAAGAAUCAUGCAAUAAAGAAGAAAAACCUAUCGAAUGCUACUUCUAAUACAUGAAAGUAGAUGAUUGUGUUUCUGAAAUUGAAAUUGAAAAUAAAAAAAUUUGA
Molecule: messenger RNA, 516 nt
Organism: Tetrahymena thermophila SB210
Lineage: Eukaryota; Ciliophora; Oligohymenophorea; Hymenostomatida; Tetrahymenidae
Exons: 1
Source: RefSeq, a predicted model, not a curated record